AUGGAGCGCUACCCCCGAAGUCCCCGCGAGAAAAGGCUGUCUCCGAACACUGUAGUGACGCCCCACAACAAGAGCAUGCUGGGAAAUGGGAAUUAUGAUGUGAAUGUCAUCAUGGCGGCCCUUCAAACAAAAGGCUAUGAAGCUGUUUGGUGGGACAAGCGCAGGGACGUGGGUGUUAUUGCUCUUGCUAACGUCAUGGGCUUCAUCAUGAACCUGCCCUCCAGCCUGUGCUGGGGUCCACUCAAGUUGCCUCUCAAAAGGCAGCACUGGAUCUGUGUUCGUGAGGUGGGAGGGGCCUACUACAACCUUGACUCCAAACUCAAGAUGCCAGAGUGGAUUGGAGGCGAGAGUGAGCUCAGGAAAUUUCUAAAAUACCAUUUGCGAGGUAAAAACUGUGAACUCCUACUGGUGGUCCCAGAAGAAGUGGAAGCCCAUCAGAGCUGGAGGGCCGACGUGUGACAGACAGUUCUGCCUGACCCUCUCUGCCUCAACCCUCCAGACCUCUUUGAUGUGCUGUGGCCUCUACAGUCCACUUCCCCAAACAUCUCAUUGGGUUUUCCCUUCAGAUUGGCCAGUGCAAUAGGACAGAUAUGUGGACUGUCAGAGCCACCCAGCAGUCUGUGCCUGGGGGAAGAAGGUAGGAGUUCUGAACACUUAGGGCAAGACAUUGAACACCCUUUGCUAUUUGAAAGAGGGAGCUGAAAAGGGAGUCAUUUGAGGGGGCUUGGUUAUUUUCUCCUUUCUAUGAGGUCUUGACACAGGUUCUGCUGGUAGUGUUACUGAUGCUUCAGGCUCACAGAGAGGCUGCCCCCUUUUCUCUCCUGUGGCACCAUGGGGUCUGAGGACAAAGUACAUGCAGAGCCCAGUGACUGGCUCAAAGGACCCAGAGCCAGGAAACUGUGUCUCAGGAAACUGUCACGAGUCCAGCAAUGGCACUGCAUGCCAUCUACAAUCCAUUAUGCCACCUCUUAGCCCUUUUUAAAUCCCAGCCAGCCUUGGAGUUUUAUAACGAAAAGUUCUGAUAUUCCAAAGUAGGUAAAUUGCACAGUAUUCUAGCAAGACAAUGGUGAAACGUAUACCUAAUACAAUGUGGGUAAAACCACAGUAGGGCAAUCAAUGGUGGCUCUUCACUCUAAUUAUGUCCCUACCAUUUCACUACAUUGACUAGGGAGGCUCUGGGGCAAAAGACAACGAGCAGGGAUAGCACUCAUAGUUGACCCAUUUUAGCAAAAUCAGAAACACAUCUACCACUGACAUCAAAUUCCAUAGUUUGGGACAGAGCUGGGUGAGGAAACUGCCAUGAAGAUAAGCUUCAGGGUUUGAGACUGGUAGGCACAUCCUGAGCUCCAGGGCAGUGGCAACAAUCUCAGGUUGGUUGUAUGCAUCGAGCUGGAGCCUCUGGUUUUGGCGUCUGCUAUAGUUUCUUUUACAAACAGGGUUGGCUCACCCCACCUCAAGUAGUUCUAGACCAUUUUUUUCUCCUAUAUUUUUCGAAAAUGAGGAGAAAUAAGUACCAUACCCCCAUACCAAUGUGUUUGUGGUGGCCUUCAAGGCAGGUGACCUGGCCAGCCCUUAUCAAUCCAUGGUCUCUGUAGGUCUGAGAGCUGCCCCACUGGCCUGCUUCUUGCUGGCAGCAGAGCUACCUGGGGCUUGCAUGUUAAUCCUGAGCAAGCUUGUUGGGGUGAAGCAGGGGCUGUCUCCCCACUGUGACUGGAGUGCAUGUUUACACCAGCACUUUUUCUGCACAUGUAUCUUCAAUCCAACAAGGCCAUUUUUUAUUCAAGUAGCAGAGGCCUCAAGUGGCUACUGCAUUGCACUCAGCCAUGGUCAUCUGCACCAUUUUCUACACCAGAUCUGCUUGGCACCACGGGGAGCUAACUCUGCCCCUGCACAAUGACAUUCCAAUCACUACCAGCCAGAAGUUACAGCCGACCUUGCUGAUUGUCACAAGCAGGACCUUGGUCCAUUGGCACUGUCGGUGAGAGUAAGCCAUUUCUUGGGAAGAGGAGACUCCUCCCUACAGAUCUGCUUGGGCCUUUGCAAAUGGCACUGCAAACAGUCCCACGCACGUGGAGUCCAUGAGCUGGUGGGAUGUACAAAGACGCUUAAGCAUUUCAGGGCUGGUUCUGUUCAUAUCCAAUUCUGGUGCUUAGGAAUAGGGACCCAUGUUGAUGCCCAAGGGCAAAAAGCCCCAUUCCUAUUAAGGGGCAUCCUGACCCUGAUGCCCAGCAAGGGCAACCCUAGGCUUUGUUUUUCUUGCUUUAUUCCCUUUCUUUGUUGGCCUUGUGCUGGGUUUGUUUACAAAGAUGUAUUUUGUUUAACCAAAUAUUAAAAAUGAGAAGCUGAAAAAAAAA
This is a messenger RNA of Rattus rattus (black rat), 2354 nucleotides long. It is a transcript of the gene Josd1, whose product is annotated as Josephin domain containing 1. Gene Ontology annotation, biological process: protein deubiquitination. Lineage: Eukaryota; Metazoa; Chordata; Mammalia; Rodentia; Muridae. The transcript is spliced from 2 exons. Bases 1 to 459 code for a protein of 152 amino acids. Gene Ontology annotation, molecular function: cysteine-type deubiquitinase activity. The record is from RefSeq and is a predicted model, not a curated record.